AUGGAGGGCGGGGAACACUCCAGAACUGAGGAUCAGGAGCUUGGGCGUGCAACUGGUUCCCAGAGCACCAACUUGGCCAUUGCGGAAGGUCAGCAGAAGUGGCUGCAGUUAGAUCACCGAGUUCUUGACCAUGAUCUGCCUAAGAAACCAGGCCCAACCAUCUUGCACUUUGCUGUGAGGUUCUACAUUGAGAGCAUAUCAUUUUUAAAGGAUAAAACCACUGUAGAGCUAUUUUUCUUGAAUGCGAAGUCCUGUGUGCACAAGGGGCAAAUUGAAGUAGACAGUGAAACCAUCUUCAAGUUAGCAGCACUUGUUUUACAGGAAGCCAAGGGGGAUUACACCAGUGAUGAAAAUGCCAGGAAAGAUUUAAAGACACUACCAGUCUUUCCAACUAAAACCCUGCAGGAGCAUCCAUCCCUUGCUUAUUGCGAGGACAGGGUAAUUGAGCAUUAUUUGAAACUCAAAGGUCUGACUCGAGGUCAAGCAGUAGUUCAGUACAUGAAAAUAGUAGAAGCUCUACCGACUUACGGAGUUCACUAUUAUGCAGUAAAGGAUAAACAAGGACUUCCUUGGUGGCUUGGAAUCAGCUAUAAAGGAAUUGGCCAGUACGAUUUACAAGAUAAAGUGAAACCUCGGAAAUUAUUUCAGUGGAAACAAUUGGAGAACUUAUAUUUCCGUGAGAAAAAAUUUGCUGUUGAAGUUCAUGAUCCACGGAGGAUCUCAGUGUCAAGGAGAACCUUUGGGCAAAGUGGCCUCUUUGUGCAAACGUGGUAUGCAAACUCUUCUCUCAUCAAGUCCAUCUGGGUAAUGGCAAUUAGUCAGCAUCAGUUCUACUUGGACCGAAAGCAAAGCAAAGCAAAAAUUUCUUCAGCUAGAAGUUUAGACGAUAUUGCAAUGGACUUGACAGAGACAGGAGCGCCGCGGGUCUCCAAACUAGUGACCCUGGACGCAAAGAGUCAGUUCAUCAUGGCAAGCAAUGGCAGUCUUAUCUCCUCAGGUUCUCAAGACUCAGAAGUUAGUGAAGAGCAAAAAAGAGAGAAAAUCCUUGAACUUAAGAAGAAGGAAAAGCUUUUGCAAGAAAAACUCCUGAAAAAAGUCGAGGAGCUUAAAAAGAUCUGUUUGCGGGAGGCUGAGCUCACAGGCAAAAUUCCCAAAGAGUAUCCACUGAACAUAGGUGAGAAACCUCCCCAGGUCAGAAGGCGUGUAGGUACCACAUUCAAAUUGGAUGACAACUUGCUUCCAAGCGAAGAGGAUCCUGCUUUGCAAGAACUGGAGAGCAAUUUCCUAAUACAGCAAAAGCUGGUUGAAGCUGCAAAGAAACUUGCCAGUGAGCCAGACCUUUGUAAAACUGUGAAGAAAAAACGAAAGCAAGAUUACUCAGAUGCGGUGAAAAAGCUUCAGGAGAUUGAAAAUGCAAUAAAUGAAUACCGAAUUAGAUGUGGAAAGAAACCUGGCCAGAAAGCAGCAGUUAUUUUACCAGAAGACAUAAUCCCAUCAGAGAGCAGUUCCUUGUCUGACACGACCACCUAUGAUGAUUCCACUGAUGCCUUCAGUCUUGCUGGACAGCGAUCAAGUUCAGUGCCUCAUUCUCCAAGAAUUCUUCCCCCCAAGUCUCUUGGAAUUGAGCGAAUCCAUUUCAGAAAGUCAUCCAUCCAUGAACAGCUGGUGGAUACCAGGCAGUCCAGAGAAAUGCUGUCAACACACAGCAGCCCCUACAAAACCUUGGAGAGACGCCCCCAGGGAGGCCGGAGCAUGCCCACCACGCCAGUUCUUACCCGCAAUGCCUAUAGCAGCAGUCACUUGGAGCCCGAAUCUUCAUCUCAGCACUGCCGCCAGCGGAGUGGAAGCCUCGAGUCCCAGUCCCACCUGCUCUCCGAGAUGGACAACGACAAGCCAUUUUUUUCCCUCUCCAAAUCCCAAAGAAGCAGCAGCACAGAAAUCUUGGAUGACGGGUCUUCCUACACCAGCCAAUCGAGCACCGAGUAUUACUGUGUGACGCCAGUGACAGGCCCCUAUUACACCACCCAAACUCUGGACACUCGCGCCAGAGGUCGGAGAAGGUCGAAGAAACAGAAUGUUUCCACGUCGAAUUCAGGAAGCAUGCCCAACCUAGCCCAAAAGGACAGUUUGCGGAAUGGCGUGUACUGCAAGAACCCGGAGCAGCCUUCUUCCAGUUACUAUAUCGCGGGGUACACGCCGUAUGCCGAGUGCGACCUGUAUUACGGCGGCGGCUAUGUGUACGAGAAUGACACCGAAGGACAGUACAGUGUCAAUCCUUCCUACCGGUCCUCCGCCCACUAUGCAUACGACCGCCAAAGGGACUACAGCAGAUCUUUUCAUGAAGACGAGGUUGACCGGGUGCCCCCUAACCCCUACGCAACUCUCCGACUGCCCCGGAAGGCUGCUGCCAAGUCAGAGCACAUCACCAAAAACAUCCACAAGGCCUUAGUUGCAGAGCACCUGCGUGGCUGGUAUCAGCGGGCCUCUGGGCAAAAGGAGCAGGGACACAGCCCACAGACUAGCUUUGACUCCGAAAGGGGGUCUCAGAGAAGCCUGGGGUUUGCAGGGCUGCAAGUACCCUGUUCUCCAAGCAGUCGUGCAUCCUCCUACUCCUCAGUGUCUUCUACAAAUGCUUCUGGGAACUGGAGAACACAAAUAACUGUGGGACUGUCUGAGUAUGAAACCCCAGCACAUUCCUCUUAUACCAGCUGCUAUGGCAACAUCUGUAAUCCUUUGCCCUCUCCAGGCAGACAGUACACAGAGGCCAGUCAACUGGAUGGCACAGAGGGAAACCCGCUGGAGGACAGCCUGGAGAGUGGCGAGCAGAGGCUCUUCUGGCACGAAGAUUCAAAGCCUGGAACGUUAGUCUGAACUGCAGUUGGACCUCUUGACCAAGCACUGCGUUCUCACACUGGUGUGCCUUGCAAAAUGUGUUCAUCUUCCCAGAAGGCUGUUGGCCUAGGAGACCUAAAGGCGUCCAAGGUUGAAGACAUGACUCACUUUGCCCUGGAAGUGAAUCUCAUACCAAGCCACAGGAAGCCCCUGAACAACUAGCCUUUCAAACUCUAGGCGCUAACCUAACAAAGCAAGGUCGUUCCACUCCUUGAACCAUUGCCAAGAAAGGAUUCAGCCUUUAUCAAACAAGCACUUUUUGAGGAAUAAAAGUUGUUGAAGGCAAAGCUCAAAACAGCAUAAAGUAUGUUCAGGGUCUCCCAUAGGAAGGAAGGACAUGGGAAAUUUCAGAGCACAGUUUGGAAUGAUGAGAAGAGCUCCUUAGUCAUUGCUCACCAUCAGAAAGUUUGAAUUUGUGAGCUGGCAAAAAAAUAACAUGCUUUUUCUACGGAUAUGAACAAUUUAGACAGUAUUGGAAAAUUACUUGAAGACAAGCUGGAUUUUCAUGAAGUUCUGAAUGAGUGUAAAUUUUUUUUAGGAUGUUAUAAAGAGUGAUGAUUUUCAUAAGCACCAUAAAAUGGGUUUCAGAAAGACUUACUGCUGUAGCAUCUUGUAAUAUAAAUGUUGUGGUAGCAAAAUGGGGAAAUGAAGCAGUCCACAGAAUAAUUGACAGACAAUACUUGGAGAAUUUUCUAAGGUACCAUAUCACUAAGCUCCUUUUACUUUCUACACCAAUGGCAUGAUGAGCUAUUGUUCAGGCUGAUAACUCUCCACUUUGGCAGUCAUUUGCAAUGGCAGAUUUGAUAUGGAACGUUUUUAUAAUCAAGAGUUUAAAAAGUAUUUUAAGGUGAUACAGAAAGAAUCCAAAACAAAAACAAGAAAAGAAAAAACCCACAUCAUUUUACAUGAAUUGCGUGCCUUAAAAUGGUGAACAUUAGAAAAGUUAGCAUAUUAUCUGGAUUCUAUAGAUACCAAGUGACAAAA
Talpa occidentalis (Iberian mole) is the source of this 3876-nucleotide messenger RNA. RefSeq names its product FERM domain containing 4B (gene FRMD4B). Gene Ontology annotation, biological process: establishment of epithelial cell polarity. Lineage: Eukaryota; Metazoa; Chordata; Mammalia; Eulipotyphla; Talpidae. The record is from RefSeq and is a predicted model, not a curated record. The transcript is spliced from 21 exons. Bases 1 to 2871 code for a protein of 956 amino acids. Gene Ontology annotation, cellular component: bicellular tight junction; cytoskeleton; adherens junction.